This is a messenger RNA of Cooperia oncophora, 537 nucleotides long. The record is from the annotation of a GenBank genome assembly. Lineage: Eukaryota; Metazoa; Nematoda; Chromadorea; Rhabditida; Trichostrongylidae.
AUGGCAUGUCGCCUACGGCAUCGAGACUGUAUCAAGCAGGCGCAACAUCGUUACAAUGAGUGGAUAAUGAAAAAGAAACGGCCAUCUCCUGAACUUCUUGGUGUUGUCUUGGAUGAAGGAGUUCGCCAAGGAGGUACAGCAGCUUGGGAGCGCGCUUACACGGCUUAUUUGGAGGCAAAAAGUCCCACUGAGAAAUAUCAGCUCAUAGGAGCAAUGGCCUCGACAACGCAACCGGCACUAAUUUCACGGUUACUGCGACUGUGCAUAGAAGGAUCAUCAUUCCGGCCGAACGUCAUUCCCCGCUUGCUCGCCGAUCUGACGAAAAAUGAGGCAGCCCGAUCGCUUACAUGGCGUUUCUUCCGCGUCAACUACAAAGAAUUUGUGAGAAUACUCGGCGACGGCUCAAGUCUCCUCAUCAACAGUUUACGUGCCAUGCUUGACAAACUCAGCACACAAGAGGAUCUCGAUGAAGUGAAGGCGUUCCUUGCUGACAAACGGGUUUGUUCACGUAUUCAAAAUCUGGGCAGUGCUCGCUAG